GCUGUUGAGGGAGAUGUUUGCAAGCUGUCCACUUAUUGGAACCAGGGCGUUGGCGUCGCUGUCCGAGCGCCUGCUGAUGGGAGAUCUUUGGGCUACCAUAGCUGACGCCUGUUCGCUUGCGAUGCUGGACGGAGAUCCUUGGAUUACCCCAGUUGGCCUUGGUUCGUCAAUUGCGGUCGUGUACUAAACUGGAGACAAUCAGUAUGUGAUUCCAGAAAACCCCAUUCUCGGCCCGAGGCGACUGCAGGGCACGCCGGCCCGCUUCAGGAGUCUCAAAUAGAGUCAUUCCAUCACGACAACGACGUGUCUUCCUAUUGUACACCGGAUGGAAACCCAUUGCACGUAGCCGACCCUGUCCCAACCAUUCCAAGGCAUUCCAAACCGUCCCCUUUGUCACAUUGGGGUCCCCUCUUUUGAAGAAGACUUGCUGAUUGAAAUGGAGGUCCCUCACUUGGAAUGGUCACGUUCACUGUGGCCUGGUUUGAAAUUGACUGCUGAAGAGAGUGAACUUCUAGAAGAGAUUUGGUUGCUCGAUCUGCCUUUUCUUGUUGACAAUCCGAGUGGACUCGCCUACGCAGUUGUCGUGGAUCCAAUGUCCUUUUUGCCUGCUUACUGUCGGUUGUCAAGCCUAUAUGAAAAGCAUGGAUUUCGACGGUUCAGCGCCAUCCCACUUCGCCGCUCCCUCAUCCAAAGCCAUAUUCGCAUCGACACAGUCAUCCUGUACCAGCAUAUCCUUGGCAUCACGCGACAAGAACAAGGUGUCCAAGUUUCGCAGCAGGAUCCGGCGAUCCUCUGGGUCAGUUGCGGUCGCCAGCAUCUGCAAAUACCAUUGGAUUAUCUCGUUUCGGGUAAGGCCGGAUGGUCUUGGUGACGAGGGCCCAGGAUCUCCUGCGGCCACUUGACUUGGUGCGCAGGGAUAUCCCUGCGCGGCUCCUGAGGAUUCCACGGGAUACCCCGUGUGAUGCCCGACCACGGUCGUGAAAGGUAAUUGCGGAGGUGCAGCCGCAUGUUGAGCCGACGAACCGGCCGACCCCGGACAUUGUUUGUAAAUAUAUAUACGGGCCCUUGAAAAGGAGGAAUUGCCGGGGAUGUCCCCGGCAUGGGGUUUUCAACGGGGUUGUUGCUUGUCGCCGAUGAUCCUGCGGCUGCUGCUGUAUUGGUAUUGGCAGGAGGUGUUCCAGAGAAGAAUUUUAUCAGGCCCGGAGGUGGUAUUGUGUCGGAUACCCGAAACAUCAACAGGACCCAGGCUGAUUACAAGUGGCAUAGAAGGUCCGCUACAGCCCCUCCUCCCGGUCAACAAAACUUCUAUGUGGGCCACGGAUAUCAAGCAAACACCCAUCGGACGGCUACGUCCACUACAAGGCCUCCUGUUCAAGGUCAAUGGGAUCUUACUCGUCAACGCGAUGCCCUUCUGACACUCUCGUGCCUUUGUUUGUUUUGCCCUCGUUCGCAACCAAAACUUGCUUUCUCUGCUACGUUGGUAAAUGCCGGGGCCCCACUACACCUCACAAGCGAUUUAUCGCUGAUCUAAAGCAGAGGGAGAGUGAUUAGCAGUGGGUUCUUCCUGGGCACGGCCAUUGUGCGUGGUCAAGACGAUGUUUACGCAUUGGUGCUGUAUGGAGGAGUUGGUACAUAUGGGAGGGGGAAGGUGGCGGAUAUGUUAAGACAUCUGGUGGGGUGGUCGGGCCGCCUUUGGGGACGGGUUUCCUUACUUACUUGAAAUGUACGUGCAAGAGGGUGGGCAGACUAAAUAGAUCUAUAUUUAUAACUAGUGUGAACUCGUGCCUGCAAUGCACUUGACAAAAUAACUGAAAAAUACAGAAGAUGCAGUUUAUUUAUAUC
This is a messenger RNA of Spizellomyces punctatus DAOM BR117, 1842 nucleotides long. RefSeq lists its product as uncharacterized. The record is from RefSeq and is a predicted model, not a curated record. The transcript has 2 exons. The coding region runs from base 437 to 871 and encodes 144 amino acids. NCBI's taxonomy places the organism in Eukaryota, Fungi, Chytridiomycota, Chytridiomycetes, Spizellomycetales, Spizellomycetaceae.